Molecule: messenger RNA, 1326 nt
Organism: Nicotiana tabacum (common tobacco)
Lineage: Eukaryota; Viridiplantae; Streptophyta; Magnoliopsida; Solanales; Solanaceae
Product: UDP-xylose transporter 1-like
Source: RefSeq, a predicted model, not a curated record
AUUCUCUAAGAAGUCAUUGAGUUUCCCUCUCUUCAUCCUACACCAACAAAAGAAAAACACUUGUUCAUCUCUUCAAGCUCCAUAACCCCUUCAAAUUAAUUUCUUGAAAUUGACUUCUUGGAGCCUAAAAUUCAUUGACUAUUUCCAUUUUGUAGAGAUGGGUGAGAAGACAAAGUUGCAGGUGGGUGUGGUGGGAGCAUUAUUUCUGUCAGUGGCAUCCUCAGUCUCCAUUGUUAUCUGCAACAAAGCUUUGAUGAGCAAUCUUGGUUUUCCAUUUGCAACAACAUUGACAAGUUGGCAUCUGAUGGUGACAUUUGUUACACUUCAUGUAGCACUUAGAUUCAAUUUCUUUGAGAGCAAACCUAUUGACAUGAAGACUGUGAUGCUCUUUGGUAUCUUAAAUGGCGUUUCCAUUGGCUUUCUCAAUCUUAGCCUCGGUUUUAAUUCUAUUGGCUUCUACCAGAUGACAAAGUUAGCAAUUAUACCUUUCACUGUACUUUUAGAAACCAUUUUUUUGAAGAAGCAAUUCAGCUGGAAUAUUAAGUUCUCUCUAUUAAUUUUGCUGCUUGGAGUUGGCAUUGCCUCCAUUACUGAUCUUCAGCUCAAUUUUGUUGGCACAGUCCUCUCUCUACUAGCCAUUGUUACAACUUGUGUUGGACAAAUUCUUACUAACACAAUUCAGAAGAGACUCAACAUCUCAUCUACACAGCUGUUGUACCAGUCAGCCCCUUUCCAAUCAGCUAUUCUAUUUGUGACAGGGCCUUUGGUUGAUCAAUUCCUUACCAAAAAGAAUGUUUUUGCCUACAAAUACUCUAAUGUUGUGUUGGGGUUCAUAUUGCUGUCAUGCCUGAUUGCUGUGUCAGUGAAUUUCAGCACAUUUUUGGUGAUAGGGAAGACAUCACCAGUUACAUACCAAGUGUUAGGCCACUUAAAAACAUGCCUUGUUCUAGGACUUGGUUAUACACUGCUGCAUGAUCCCUUCACAUCAAGAAACAUCCUUGGUAUACUAGUAGCCAUUGUUGGAAUGGGAUUGUAUUCCUAUUUUUGCACACAUGAAACCAAAAGGAAACACCCUGGAGAUCAUUCUUCCAUUCCUCAAGUUAAAGAAAAAGAUAUUGCUACACCACUUCUAGCAGGGAAGGAUGGUUAUCAAGAUAAGGAAAAUCAUGAACCGAAGAAGUUAUCCAAGGAUUCUCUUGUUUAAGUUUUAGAGUUGAGAUGAUCUCUGUCUCAAAUAAAAAGAAUUAUUUGAAUUUAGAUACAUUCCACUUGAUGUAGAUGCUUUUUGGUUCAUUUCAAUAAUAUGCACCAUUUUCCAAGAAUUUA